Ilex paraguariensis (yerba mate) is the source of this 988-nucleotide messenger RNA. Lineage: Eukaryota; Viridiplantae; Streptophyta; Magnoliopsida; Aquifoliales; Aquifoliaceae. The record is from the annotation of a GenBank genome assembly.
UGCCUUCGCCGCAAAGCAAAGGCAAAAGAAACCAACACACAGUCCUAUAAAAAUGCCAACGUCAAACAAGCCGAAACCACAAACCUCGAAGCUUUCCGAUCCACCGUGUCCGUGGUAUCUCUAUCUCUCUCUAGAACUCGGAACCUGACUCAUUGAGUUAGAAAAAAUGGGCCAGAUAUCGUUCAUAUACAGCUUCGUGGCUCGUGGAACAAUUGUACUUGCCGAGUACACCGAAUUCAAUGGAAACUUUCCGGCCAUCGCGACUCAGUGCCUCGAGAGACUUCCCUCAUCGAGCAACAAAUUCUUCUAUAACUUUGAUCACCACACUUUCAACUUCUUAGUCGAGGAUGGUUAUGCUUAUUGCGUUGUUGCCCAAGAAUCUGUUGGGCAGCAGAUUUCUAUUGCCUUUUUGGAACGUGUGAAAGCAGAUUUCAAAAAAAUAUAUACUGGUGGUAAAGCGGAUACAGCUAUGGCCAAAAGUCUUGAUAAGGAGUUCGGACCAAUUAUGAAAAGGCACAUGCAGUAUAUAGCAGAACAUCCUGAAGAGAUGGAGAAGCUGAUGAAAGUGAAGGCGCAAGUUGAAGGUGUUAAAAGUGUAAUGCGGGAUAAUAUUGACAAGGCAAUUGGUAGAGGGGAAGUCCUAACUGUUCUUGCAACCAAAGCUGAAGAUCUGCACAAUUCAGCUCAAGAACUUAAGGACACGGGAACACAGCUACGACGGAAGAUGUGGUAUCAAAAUAUGAAAAUAAAGUUGAUGUUUAUUGGAAUCCUUCUGCUUCUUGCACUCAUUAUCUGGGUUUCAAUUUGCCGUGGAUUUAAUUGCACCAACUAGCAUUUCUUCAACAGACUCCAGGACAAUUUCUAUUCAAUAUUUGUAUACAUCUAAGCUUCAUUGGAAGAGCUUGCAUUCAAACAAAGGAGUAUCUCAAUUACUCCAGAAUUUUUUUAACUAAUUAGUGCAAUCUUUUGUGUGCUAAGAAAAAAUCUG